This is a messenger RNA of Penicillium crustosum, 303 nucleotides long. RefSeq lists its product as uncharacterized. The transcript has a single exon. The record is from RefSeq and is a predicted model, not a curated record. The coding region runs from base 1 to 303 and encodes 100 amino acids. Lineage: Eukaryota; Fungi; Ascomycota; Eurotiomycetes; Eurotiales; Aspergillaceae.
AUGGUGUUUCACGUCAAGCUCGAUUACGCGCACACCAAUCUGAAAGUAACGCCUCCGUCAACGGUUGUUGAACCCAUUAUGUUCCUGAGUCGUCUCCUGACUCCGGCGGAGAAACAUUACUGGGAAACCGAACUGGAGGUGUCGUGCAUCGUAUGGGUCGUCCGCAAGAUCCGUCAUAUGAUCGAGGCGGCACUGGAAAACCUGUCGCCCGUUCGAGUCAUCGAUUCGAAGGACAACCCUACAGAUGCUUUAACAGAGACAUUACUAAAGGUGCAUUUUGUGGUGAAGAAGCUAAAUUCUUGA